Acaulospora morrowiae is the source of this 280-nucleotide messenger RNA. The record is from the annotation of a GenBank genome assembly. NCBI's taxonomy places the organism in Eukaryota, Fungi, Glomeromycota, Glomeromycetes, Diversisporales, Acaulosporaceae.
AUGGCCAUAUCUGCAAGUAUUCGGAUUAAAACUCCCACGGAUCCGAACACUAUUACUUUACAAGUUUGUAAUCAAUACCGGAAAAUACUUGCAGAUGUACACUAUAGAGAGGAAGAGAAUCUUUAUCAACUUCAGCAUAGAGCCAAUGCAGAAAAGAGUGUUGUGGAAUUUGAUACCAAAAUUGGGCAAAAGCGGGUAGAUGACCCUGACCAUCAAAACAAGAGAAGACGUCGUGAGGCCAAUCCUCUGGAAAAACAUUUGAUUACGAUAAUGUCAAAAG